UUCGUUUUAUACGCGUCGAUCUAAGCGUUCGGAGGGCAUUCGUUUCGGACGUUGCGAUCGCGUUCGAACGUACUCUCAUCACACUCGUAAUAUUAGGCAUUAUUAUUAUUAUUAUCGUUUCAUAGGCGGUAAACCGGCACCUAACGUAUUAUAUCCAUACACUAUAGUUGUCUUAUAGCUGCGUCGACGGUCGUCACCGGCGUCUCGUCUCUACAUAGUCGUUCCGGUUCUCUCGUGCCGUUCGGUCGACAAAAUAUAAUAUUAUAGUUUAUAACAAAAUACCUAUCGCAUUUCCAGCGCGGCUUUUCGUGUCGCCACAAGGAAAAUGUCACUCUCCGCGUGCGGUCUCGCCGUUUUCGCGUGCGUCGCGGUAUUAGUAUUACAGUCCGCCGUCGAUUCGACUGACGCUUUGCCGACCACAGAUCUAUCGCUGCAGUCAUCCACACCGCUGUCGCUGUCAUCGCGAGACGUCGAAGACGAAGUACAAGGCACGAGUGCCCUGACCACUACGUCAACCGAUGUAGUGGUUGGUGAUUAUGCGCUCAAGGAUUUGGCUUUAGUGGACAGUGAAAAAGGCCACGUCCAUAAGCCUAUCAAAAAAAAGAAACCUUUGGGCAAACACAAGAAGAAAAAGAAUUCGUUCAAAGAUAAAUUCUUGCCUCUGCUUUUAAUACCAUUUGUUAUUCAAACAAUGCUCAUACCGUUUUUCAUAAUGAAACUGAAAUUGUUAGCUUUGAAAGCAAUGGCAGUGGGCAAGUUCGCAAUUCUGUUGAUCGCUUUUAAUAUGAUGCGUAAUUGGUCACAAAAUGCUCACAGUACUUCGAUUCGUGGUUCAACUGGGGAUUCAUUGCUCAUGGCUCAAAAUUACGGUUUCAACGGUGUUCCGGAAUUCGGAGCAAUAUUUAAUGGCCGUUAGUAAUUGACCGACUUUUUAUAAUGCUUAAUAAUUUAUUAAAUGUAUAAUGUAAUGCUCUCUGCACACGUUCGACGUCGGACGUAGUGCUAUAUUAACAUAAGACUAUUUACGAACAAAAUCACCAAUGAUGUAUUAUAUAUUAUAUUAAUGAAUGUAAUAUCUCGUAAGGUACAUUACCUACAUUUUAUUAUAUAGUAUUUUAUCAUUAACCAUGACUCAAAAUUAGAUUCAAUUUAUGUUAUUUUGUGCCUUAUACCUAUAUUAUAAUAUUGUCAUAAUUAUCAUAAGUUAUUGUAGAACUAUUAUAUAAUAUAAUAUUUUAUAUUUUGGAUGUAUAUUACCACUAUAUGUGUAUUACAACUAUCAGUGUAAAAUUACAAUUUUAAAAUUAUUAUUUUGUUAAUUUAAUAAAUUAAAAUACGAAUUAAUAACAAUACAUAUAAACAGGAAGGUACGCAAGUAUUUAUGUCUGUUUAUUUACUGACUCACUAUUAUAUAGAGCUAUAGCUAGUAAGUACAUUGUACUUAGUACUUAGUACAAUAUAUAUUUUUAUAUAAAUUGUUGAAAAUAUACAUUUUGAAUCGGUUAGCGACUACUGCUUAGUGUUUUUACAAUAUUACAAUAUAUACCUGUUUUUAUACCUA
Acyrthosiphon pisum (pea aphid) is the source of this 1561-nucleotide messenger RNA. RefSeq names its product Osiris 22 (gene Osi22). Bases 326 to 916 code for a protein of 196 amino acids. The transcript is spliced from 3 exons. NCBI's taxonomy places the organism in Eukaryota, Metazoa, Arthropoda, Insecta, Hemiptera, Aphididae. The record is from RefSeq and is a predicted model, not a curated record.